GUGAAUACGCGGCAGCAAACGGACAGAAAUUCGAAGAAGGAGAAGCAAAAGCUUAGGACAAUAGAGCAAAUGUAUCAGGUUGUAAGGCAAGAAGGAUGGGAUCGGCUUUACGGUGGUUUAGCUCCGUCCCUAGUGGGCACCGCUGCUUCCCAGGGCGUAUACUAUUACUUCUAUCAAAUAUUCAGAAAUCAGGCAGAAAUUGCUGCGCUUGAAGGUAAGAAGAAAGGGAUUGGUGAUGGAUCGGUUGGAAUGUUCUCAUCACUUCUGGCAGCUGCUUUAUCUGGGUGUGUUAAUGUUCUGCUGACUAAUCCCAUAUGGGUUGUCGUCACCCGCAUGCAGACUCAUACGAAAAAGUCAAAAGGUAGCCAUCCUGAACCUGCAGCAUCAGACGAUGCAAUCGUUGCUGUGGUCGAACCGCCUCCUUUUGGAACUACCCAUGCUAUUCAAGAAGUCUAUGGUGAAGCUGGAGUUUGUGGUUUCUGGAAAGGUGUUUUUCCGACGUUAAUCAUGGUAAGCAAUCCUUCUAUACAAUUUAUGCUAUAUGAAACCCUUUUGAAGAAGAUUAGGAAACGGCGUGCCUCUAGCAAUAAAGGCGCCAAUGAUGUCACUGCAUUGGAGAUAUUUUUACUCGGAGCUGUGGCAAAGCUUGGGGCUACAGUUGUAACAUAUCCUCUUCUGGUUGUGAAGUCAAGACUUCAGGCAAAGCAAGUUACUGGUGGGGAUAAAAGACACCAGUACAAAGGUACCCUGGAUGCUAUUAUGAAGAUGAUACGGUAUGAAGGCUUUUAUGGAUUUUACAAAGGGAUGGGCACGAAAAUCGUACAGAGCGUUCUAGCAGCUGCUGUCCUAUUCAUGGUCAAGGAGGAACUUGUCAGGGGUGCUAGGUUUUUACUAAUAGGAACUGCAGCUAGUACUGUAAGAUCAAAGCCUCCCUAGAAUUUUCCGACAUAGCAGUCUUGGGAAGCUGCAGCCUGCAGCAUACCUCAUCACAGAUACCUACAGAAUUAGGACGCAUACAUUGUAAUAGCAAAGAAAUUAAUUCGAAAUUGAAGAUAAAGGAAGAUGAUCUAGUAAAAUGGUUGACCGUUGGCUCUCCAGCAAUAAGCCCAUUCAUCGGUCUCCAUCAUAAGCACAUUAGUCAUGCUCUCAAUUGUUUGAACUUGGAUUGAGCUGUCUAGCAAAUUGAAAAAUGGAACAUAUUGAUUAUUUAAUCCUUUGUUUGAAA
Messenger RNA from Nicotiana tabacum (common tobacco), 1225 nucleotides. The record is from RefSeq and is a predicted model, not a curated record. NCBI's taxonomy places the organism in Eukaryota, Viridiplantae, Streptophyta, Magnoliopsida, Solanales, Solanaceae.